AGGUGACAUAAUUUUGACAUUCUAAUCUAACUCUAACACAAUUACCAAUAACAGUAACAUAUUUUACAGGUUUUGUAUUUAAUUUAUCUAAUCUAUAUGAUUAAACACAUGCUUUAUUAAAAAGUAUGUCAUCUGCAACAAUGCCGCUUUUGGAUGAUGACACUAUAGCUUUUGGUGAAGAUUUAGAUACAGGCAGAAGUAAAGAUUCUUUAACGCACCCAUAUGUAACAUGUUUUCAUCUAGUAUUUAGAGGAGCUUCUAUCAUUGUGUACAUGCUAUGUGGCUGGUUUAGUGACAGUUUUAUUGCCAGUUUUGUAACUGUUGUAUUAUUCUUGUCGAUGGAUUUCUGGACAGUAAAAAAUAUUACUGGAAGAUUAAUGGUAGGACUGCGAUGGUGGAAUUAUGUAGAUGAUGAUGGAAAAUCGCAUUGGGUCUUUGAAUCUAGAAAGGGCUCUUCACAGAAUAGAAUAAAUGAGAGGGAAGCCCGCAUAUUUUGGACUGCACUAAUAUUAACUCCACUUAUUUGGGCCAUAUUUUUUAUAGUUGCACUUUUUGGAUUAAAAUUAAAGUGGUUGUUACUAGUAACUAUUGCUCUCAUUCUUAAUGGAUCAAACUUAUAUGGUUACAUAAAGUGUAAAGUAGGAGGUUCUGAAAACUUAAGUACCGUCACUUCUAAUUUCUUCAGGAAACAGGUACUACAGAAUGCUGUUUCCCUAGUGGCACGACAAGCUUCUAAUACACCAGCUAAUCCAUUAAGUCAGCCUACUAAUACAGUUUAAAGUUUUACAAUACCAGAUGUAAAUGUUUAAUUACUUUUAGUAACAUUGUGAUAUUCAUUAUUAGAAUAAAUGUUUUAAGUUAUU
Messenger RNA from Anoplophora glabripennis (Asian longhorned beetle), 863 nucleotides. RefSeq lists its product as uncharacterized. The record is from RefSeq and is a predicted model, not a curated record. The transcript is spliced from 5 exons. Gene Ontology annotation, cellular component: Golgi membrane. Bases 126 to 779 code for a protein of 217 amino acids. NCBI's taxonomy places the organism in Eukaryota, Metazoa, Arthropoda, Insecta, Coleoptera, Cerambycidae. Gene Ontology annotation, biological process: vesicle-mediated transport; protein secretion.